UGUACUGCCGACCCUUAACAUUUCGCGUUUCCUCUCUCUCUUUCUCUCCGAUUCGGAGCCACGAUUUUAUUUAUGCGGGGAGUCACAAGGCUUUCGUGGUCAGGUUGCGGGUUACGAACGACGACGAUGAUGAUGACAAGCGACCUUCGGAAAUUAUUGUGGCGUUGACGAGAGAAGCGAGGGUAGAAGAAAAUGAAGCAGUCGCGCGCGGCGUGUUUUUUCGUACCUUUGUAUUUAUCAGGGUGAAGGUUCAACAUUUGUGUGUGUGUGUGUGUUUGCAUUUUGACAAAGAGCCGAGGCUACUUGACAGGUGGUUAUUGUACUUGUCACACCUGUUCGUAUCAAUCCCCUCGCGCGUCCGCCGUGUUUCUUUAACCUCGCGCGAUUUUAAUCGCCGUUAUUCCUCGCUUUAAUUAUGUUCGCCACCUUGAAGAACAAGAUACGCGAGGAAAUCGGCAGUGACGUGUCCUCCGUUAUCAGGAAUGCCGGGAGUAUACGCGCCAUAAAUUCCAAACAUGUGUCUCAGACAGGUUCUACAAGUAGUGUUAGUGGUUCUCAGGUAUCAUUAGAUGGAUUGCGAGAUGAAAAUACAUCUCCAUUACCAUCAGUUUCAUCAAAGGGGGAGAAUAAUGUUGAACUAAAGCCUAAUGAUGGAAUACAGUUAACUAUAAAAGACAUAAAAAAGUUUGAAAAUAGAGAGGAUGAAUGGAGAAAGCGUUUAAUGAAAAAAGAGGCGGAAAUACUGAAACGUAUGGAAAAGCAAGAGGAAGAAUGGAAAGUCAGGCUUCUUGAAAAGGAGAAAGAAUGGAAAAAAAUUAUAGAAAAGCAGGAGAAAGACAAACGGAAAUUAGAAGAAGAGAUAAAAAAGAUAGAAACAGCAAAACAGUCUUUAGAACAUGCUCUUAAAGAUGCAGAAGAAUAUAAAAAGAAAUUGUACAGCUUUCAAGAAGAUGCAGAACAACUGGAAGGUUUUCAAACACAGGAGAUGGCAAAAGUUAAACAUCUUUUGUUGGCAAAAGAGCAGGAAGUGGAGGAAAAGACGUGUCAUUUGAAAACUGCUACAGCGGAAAUAGAAAGUCUAAAGACAGAAGUUUCCCGUCUCAGACGAUAUGAAGAUGAAUUAAAUGACAUACAGGAUGAAAUGGAGACGAUGCGUCAUUCCACCCAGCGAGAGAGAGCGCAGCUUUCAUCCCAGUUAGCGCAGACAGAAGAACAGGUGCGCCAUCUGAAGGACAAGGUGUUCGUUCUGGAGCAGAGAAUCGCCCUGGAGACAAACGAUCAGGUGACGGUAGACGAGAGGAUAGCCGAUCUGAUGCGUGAGAGGACGUUGCUGGAGAGGAAGCUGGAGGAGGCGCAUCUUCAUCUGUCCGAUAUAAAGACCAGCUGGUCCGGGAAGAUCUCCAGUCUCGAGACACAAGUCGGUAGACUCAGCAGACAGGCGGGCGAGGAGGGAUUGGAACGUAGGCAGGUCGAGCAGGAGAAGGAGAGGCUGAAACAGAGAAUCAAGGAGCUAGAGGCCGAGAUAGAGGUGAACAAUAUUGUUAUAGCGACGAAAGACGCUAAGCUUUUGCGCAUGACUGAGGACAUCGACGAGAUGGCUACGGAACUAAAAGAGCUCCGGGCCAGCGUCGAUGACGAGGUGGAAGAAUUUAAACGGCAAAUUGAAUCUUCGUCGAAGGAGAUCACCCAGCUGAAAUCGGAUCUCGAGAACACGACGAGCAAACUCAGUACAGUUACUGACGAGUUAGCGAGUCUUCGAUCGACCUUGGAGAGGGAAGAGUCGAGUAAUUCUUCUUUACGUCUAGAACUGGCGUAUCUGCAGGAGGUUCUCGAGUCCGAGCGAGCCACCUUGGCAGGACUGCGAAGCUCCUUUGAGAGGGAGAAGGACGAGAAGGACGCCGCUCUGUUGAGGAACGCCCAGGUGUCUCAGGACAUGGAAAUCGUGAAGCAGAAGAGUCGGCAGCAGGAGCUCGAGAACACGGAGCUGCUGGGCAGAGUGGAGAACCUGGAGGAUCAUUUGGCCGGGAAGAGGAAGGAAGUGGAGCAGGCGGCGGUUACCUUGAAACAGUGCGAGCUGAAGGUCGCGAAAUUGGAAGAGGCGGAGCGUAACAGGGAGAAGAUAGAGAGGAACGAGAGAAUACUCAAGAGCAACCUGUUGGAUCUGGAGGAACAAUUGAGCGAGAAAAAUAAGACAAUCAAAGUUUUGCAGCAACGGUUAACCGAUAUGAAGAAGACACUUCAACGCGAGCUGAAAAUUCCGUCCUCGUCGUUGGAUAGUGAUGCCGAAGCCGCCUCCGCCGCUAUUCUUAAUCCGAGUUCAUCCAAAACCGUCACUGCCAAGCAUAAUAAUUCGAGGGAGGACGAUGUCAACUUUAAAUACCUCAAACAUGUUCUUAUCAAAUUUCUCACUAGCAGAGAAUACGAGGCUCUGCACUUAACGAGAGCAGUGGCGACGUUGUUGCACUUCUCGCCAGAGGAGGAACGUCUACUUCAGGAGACCUUAGAAUGGAAAAUGUCGUGGUUCGGUACCAGGCCUAACUUAGGAUUUGGACAAACUGCCAAAGCGAUACCACCCAGCUGAUAAUUGCAAAAUGUUUCGUAUUUAACGAAACGUGCUAGAGCGAACGUAAAUUAUUCCUGUUCGAAUAAGUGAUCUUAAUAUGUAAAUCACACUUCAAUUUGAAAUAAUUUACAUAUUGAAGCAGCAGCCGCGCAAGAACUAAUUUAAAGGGUAUAAAAAAAAAAUAGAAGAGUUAUAAAGUGUCAUAAAUAGUGAUUUUACAAAGUUUAAUAUGCGCGUUAAACAUUUGUGCAAGUAUAAUAAUAAGCAUACUGCGAUGAAUGGCUAUAUGUAUGGAACUUUAUUACGAUAAAAGAUGGCUUUGCGAAAUUUGAUAAGAUUUUAUGAAUACAUCAUUAUUUAUCGAUUUAUUUCAUGACCCAGAUAGCAAAAGUAGUCAUUUUGAUGGCACAAUGAUGUAUUUUCACGUCAAAAAUAAUGUCAUAAUAAUUACUAUGGCUAUGGGGAAGUUAUUAUCAUACGCAACACUGAAGUGCAAUUUUGAUAUCUUGUGCACGUAUAAAUUAUGCAAUACAAAUACAAUUCUGAUAUGAGAUUGAUUAAUUGGCAAUGGAAUAUAUGUUUCGUUGAAAUGAAAUUUUGUAUGUACACCAUAUUGAUCAUAACGACAGUAUAAGAAAAACAUUUCCCACUUUCAUACGUCUUUUAAACUAUCAGCAAACACAGAUCGACAAAGGAUAUCUUAAAUUCAAAGACUCUACUCUAGAACAGAGUUGAAAUUUAGUUGUAAUUUUAGGCAUAAUUUCAUAAUUUACUGCCUCUCUCUUGCUUAUUGUUUGCUAAUAACAAGUUAAUAUAACGAUAAUAUUCGAUACUGAAAAAAUCAGCCGUAAACUAUUAAUCAAAAUAGCGUAUGAUUAUAUCAUUUUUGUAAGAUAUAAUUUCAUAAUAUUCACUAGUAAUAAUAAAAAGAACUAUAAAAGA
Nylanderia fulva is the source of this 3505-nucleotide messenger RNA. RefSeq lists its product as uncharacterized. Gene Ontology annotation, cellular component: Golgi apparatus. The record is from RefSeq and is a predicted model, not a curated record. NCBI's taxonomy places the organism in Eukaryota, Metazoa, Arthropoda, Insecta, Hymenoptera, Formicidae.